AUGGAGGAAACACAUCGUGAUGGUCGUGAUCAGGACCAGUACUUGAUGUGGAUGAAGAGAAAACAAAUCUUGAAGUCACAUAUUCAAGUCGCACCCUUUGGAAUAAGUGGCAAUAAUUCAUCAUCAUCAUCAUGGGAAGAAAAGGCAUUUGCUGAAGAUGCAGCAAGGAUUCUAGGUGGAUGCAUAUGGCCGCCAAGAUCAUACUCAUGCAGCUUCUGCAAAAGAGAGUUCAGGUCUGCUCAAGCUCUUGGGGGACACAUGAAUGUUCAUAGGAGGGACAGAGCUAGGCUCAAACGAAGCCUUAGCCCUCAUAAUCAUCAUCAUCAUGGUAAAAAUGAUUGUAAGUCAUCAUUAUUAUUAGGUACUUCUCAUCAUCACCAUCAUCAAUCUUCUGGUGAGAAUUACUAUCACUACUACUCUAGUAGCUUUACUGGAACUACUGAUAAUAAUUAUAAAGCUAUGAGUAGCAGCAAACCUUCAUCAUCUGAUUCAGAACCAAAAGAAGGAAAAGUCAAUGCAAUAACAAGUAGUUAUUGUAAUGAUGGUGAUUAUGUUGAAACAAGUUUGUGUGUGGGGCUGAAUAAUAAUUCAUCGUCAUCAUUAUGUGGGAACGAAGAAUCUUAUUGUAAAAGGUCAAAGAGGACAAAUUCUUCAAUGUUUUCUUCAUUUCUGAAGCCAUGUUCAAAUGAUAGAAGGCUGCAGGUGGCUUUAUUGCAAUCUGCAGAAUCAUUUGCAGAACCUACUGAAACUGAAAUGGAAGAUUUGGAUCUUGAACUCAGGCUGGGUAAACCGCAGAAAAUUUAG
This is a messenger RNA of Arachis duranensis, 804 nucleotides long. Its product is annotated as probable transcriptional regulator RABBIT EARS. The record is from RefSeq and is a predicted model, not a curated record. Lineage: Eukaryota; Viridiplantae; Streptophyta; Magnoliopsida; Fabales; Fabaceae. The coding region runs from base 1 to 804 and encodes 267 amino acids. The transcript has a single exon.